CGCCGAGCUCCUGACCCCGACACCCUCGCUCCUUGCGCUUCGUCCGACUCGCCCCACGCCGUCUUCUAGCUUCUGCGGCUGCACUACACUCCAGCAGCGCGCUCCGAGGCCGUCCUCCGGCUGCAGCGCGACGCUCCUCUCUCGCCCAUCCACACAGCGACAGCCGCGCCCGAGCUGCGCGUUCGAAUCUCGCCCUCUUGCCGCCUGCGCCCUCUGCGCUCCCUGCUGCUGCCUCGCGCGGCGCACCGGACUGCUGCGCAGACCCCGCCAUGAGCGACGCUGAGCAGCAUGACGCAGCAGAGCGGCCAGCUGCGGACGCGCCCGCCGCCCCGGCACCGGCGCUCGAGGCCACGCCGGCGGAUGAGCACGCAGCUGUUCCCGAGCCAGCUCAGGAGCAGCCGCACGGUGAUGAAGCCGUAGACGAGGCUACAGCUGCAGCUGCAGAUGCUGACGAGGCGGACGCGCCGGCUGCCGUCGCAGAGACGCUGGCCGAGGGCGCCGAGGACGAGGCAAGUCCGGCUCCUGCAGCUGCGCCGCAGUCGAAUGGCGAGGCCACGCCGAAGGAGGAGCAGCACGUCACCGUGCCAGACAUCUCAAUCUCGCGGCCGAGCACCUCCAUUGCGCGUGACGAGGACGGCGCUCAGGCCGCUGCAUCCAGCGACGCGCUCGAGCACCAGCCUCAGCCCGGCGCAGCUGCGAAUGGCGCCGAGCCGGUCGCAGGCGAGGGCCAGGACCUGCCGCCAUUACCGUCGAAGCAGGAUGCGGCCGUGCCAGCGUACCAGCCGAGCGCCUCGAAUGGCGCUGACAGCGCUCCGCCGCCGUCAGAGAGCGUUGCGCCGGCCUCGCGCCGCUCCUCCGUCGCCAGCACGGCCAGCACAGUGCACUCGCGCUCGUCGCUGUCCUCGCUCAACAAGGGCUCUGCCGUCUUUGUCAUCACGGCGCUCGAGACGAUCUCUGCGUCCAAAGAGGCCAAGGGCUCCAAGCCGGCGCCCAAGGCGCUGCGCGAGGCGGCACAGGCGGCGCUCGAGAUGGUGCGCGCUGCGUCCUCUGCGCCGUCGCCUGGCGCGCCCGGCGCCGAGCUGGACCCGCGUGUGGUGUUUGAGCCUCUACGCCUGGCGUGCGGCACGCGCAGCACGACGCUGCUCAUCACGUCGCUCGACUGCCUCGCCAAGCUCGUCUCCUACUCCUUCUUCGCCGAGGACGCGCCGGGCGGAGAGGGCGUCGAGGCGCUAGCCGACGUCGUGACGAGCACAGUGUGCGACACGUUCCACGAUGCGCUCGACGAGCGCGCACAGCUGCAGAUCGUCAAGGCACUGCUGUCUAUCGUGCUUUCCACGAGCGUGCACGUGCACCAGAGCAGCCUGCUCAAGGCCGUGCGCACGACGUACAACAUCUUCCUGCUCUCCAAGAGCGCGCCGACGCAGGCCGUGGCGCAGGGCGCGCUGACGCAGAUGGUGCACCACGUCUUUGGCCGCGUGCCGCGCGCGCCGGCACACCCGAGUCAGUCGGCGCGCGACAGCGAGGGCCUGCUUGGUCCGCCCAAGUCUAGGCGGCCGAAGGCGCCUCUCAGUGGGCCGGGCGAGGAGGCGGCCGCUGGUCCAUCUACGUCGAAUAGAGAGGGGAGCAGCGCCGCAGCUGCAGCGACGGAGGAGGCGGAUGAGGAGGUGAACCUCAAUGAGCCUGUCGAGGCCGCAGAGCAGCCGGCAGAGGAGCGCGUCACGCUUCAAACGCUCGAGACGCGCGCGUCGUUCGAGGGCGCCUCUGAGAGAGAUACGGGCGCGAGCCUGAUGAACCAGGCGCACAUGAGCGAGGGCGAGCUCUUCGUCAAGGACGCUUUUCUCGUCUUCAGGGCGCUGUGCAAGCUGAGCAUGAAGCCGCUGGGUUCGGACAGUGAACGGGAUCUGCGCUCGCAUGCGAUGCGGUCAAAGCUGCUCUCGCUGCACCUCAUCCUGACGAUCCUCAAGUCGCACCUCACCAUCUUCACUGAUCCGAGCGUGGUCAUCCACAGCGCCUCGACCGGCGAGCAGACGGCCUUUGUGCAGGCCGUCAAGCAGUAUCUCUGUCUCAGUCUGAGCCGCAACGCCGUGUCGUCGGUGAACCAGGUCUUCGAGCUGUCGUGCGAGAUUUUCUGGCUCGUGCUGAGCGGCAUGCGCACGCGCCUGAAGAAGGAGAUCGAGGUGCUGCUCAACGAGAUCUUCCUGCCGAUCCUCGAGAUGCGCAACUCGACGGCCAAGCAGAAGAGCAUCCUGCUCGGCGUGCUCAUCCGCCUCUGCAAGGACCCGCAGGCGCUCGUCGAGAUCUACCUCAACUACGACUGCGACCGCACGGCGCUCGACAACAUCUACGAGCGCCUGAUCAACGUCAUCUCGCGAAUCUCGCAGACGCACCUCUCGCCCAACCAGUCGCUCAGCGCCGAUGCCUCUGCCACGUCGACAGCCAGCCAGAAGUCCUCGGCGUCGGGCCCGAGCAUCCCGCCAACCCUCAGCGCGGCCAUGCCGGCGAGCUCAGAGGCGGAGGGCAUCGCCGGCGGCCAGCCCGUCGAGAUCCGGCUGAAGCGCCAGAGUCUCGACUGCCUGUGCUCGGUGCUGCGCUCGCUGGUCAUCUGGUCCGGCCGUGCUGCAUCACUGCAGCAGCAGCAGAGCAGCUACGAUGGCACGAACCCGUCGUCGCCGAGAGCAAGCGAGGACACGCGCGGCGGAGUGGACGAGGCCUCCGUCGAGAGCGGCAUGAACACGCCGUCGUUGUCUCAGUCGCACGACUACUCGGCCUCGCGCAGCAGCGGCCCUGCCACGCCAGACCUGCCGCUCGACGACCCGAACCGCUUCGAGAACGCCAAGGCGCGCAAGACAUCGCUCAUCGAGGGCAUCAAGAAGUUCAACUUCAAGCCGAAGCGCGGCAUCGACUUCCUCGUCGAGCACGGCUUCAUCCGCUCGCGCGAGCCGCCGGAGAUCGCGCGCUUCCUGCUGUACGCCGACGGCCUCAGCAAGGCGCAGAUCGGCGAGUUCCUCGGCGAGGGCGACGCCAACAACAUCCUCAUCAUGCAUGCCUUCGUCGACAUGAUGAACUUUGAGAACAUGCCCUUCACCGACGCGCUGCGGCGCUACCUGCAGGCCUUCCGCCUGCCCGGCGAGGCGCAGAAGAUCGACCGCUUCAUGCUCAAGUUUGCAGAGCGCUACGUCGCCGGCAACCCGGGCGUGUUCGCCAACGCAGAUACCGCCUACGUCUUCUCCUACUCGACGAUCAUGCUCAACACCGACGCGCAUAACCCGCAGGUGAAGCACCGCAUGACGCUCCAGGACUUCAUCAAGAACAACUCGGGCAUCGACGACGGCAAGAGCCUGCCGGACGAGUACAUCGCCAAGGUCUUCGAGGAGAUCCAGACCAACGAGAUCAAGAUGAAGGACGAGGUCGCUGCGCCGCCGACGACCGUCGCUGCGGCGGGCGGCGGCUUUGCCAAUGCGAUUGCCGCGGUCGGGCGCGACCUGCAGCGCGAGGCAUACGUCCUGCAGUCCGAGGGCAUGGCCAACAAGACGGAGGCGCUCUUCCGCACAAUGGUGCGCGCGCAGCGGCGUGUCCACCCGCAGCAGCGCGCCGCCGCCGAGCAGUUCUUCUCUGCGUCGCACUUCGAGCACGUGCGCCCGAUGUUCGAGGUCGCCUGGAUGGCCUUCCUCGCCGGCAUCAGCGGGCCCAUGCAGGAGAGCGACGACAUGGACACCGUCGCCGUGUGCCUCGACGGCUUCCGCGACGCGAUCAAGAUCGUCUGCCUCUUCGGCAUGGAGCUGGAGCGCAACGCCUUCGUCACCACGCUGGCCAAGUUCACGUUCCUGAACAACCUCGGCGAGAUGAAGCCCAAGAACAUCGAGGCCAUCAAGACGCUGCUCGGCGUCGCGCACACGGAGGGCAACUACCUGCGCGGCAGCUGGCGCGAGCUCCUCACGUGCGUCUCGCAGCUCGAGCGCUUCCAGCUCAUCAGCGGCGGCGUGGACGAGCGGCAGUUGCCCGAGCUCGGGCGGAGAGGUGCCGCGCCCGCGCCGUCCAAGGCGACCCCGGCGCGCCACGCGCUGCCGACCGACGAGGUUGUGCAGGCCGGCGGCUCGUCGGAGGUCACCGUGGCCGCCGACAUGGUCUUCUCGUCGACGCCGCACCUGUCUGGCACGGCGAUCGUCGACUUUGUGCAGUCGCUAUCCGACGUCUCGUGGGAGGAGAUCCAGUCGAGCGGCAUGACGGACAGCCCGCGCCUCUUCUCGCUGCAGAAGCUCGUCGAGAUCUCGUAUUACAACAUGUCGCGCAUCCGCAUGGAGUGGUCCAACAUCUGGGCGAUCCUGGGCGCGCACUUCAACCAGGUCUGCGUGCACCAGAACCCGCGCGUGUCCGCUUUCGGCCUCGACUCGCUGCGCCAGCUGUCCAACCGCUUCCUCGAGAAGGAGGAGCUGCCGCAUUUCAAGUUCCAAAAAGACUUCCUCAAGCCAUUCGAGUACACGAUGCGGAACAACCCGAACGCCGAGGCCAAGGAGAUGGUGCUGCAGUGCCUGCAGCAGAUGGUCGCGAGCCGCAUCCACAACAUGCGCUCCGGCUGGCGCACGCUCUUCGGCACGUUUGGCGCCUCGUCGAAGGCCUCCGAGCGCGUGGCGACGUACGGCUUCGAGCUCGUGCGCCAGCUCAACGCCGAGCACUUCGGCGAGAUCAUCAAUGCCGGUGCCUUCGCGGACCUCACUGUCAGCCUCACCGACUUUGCCAAGGCGACGCACGCGCAGAAGCUCGCGCUGCAGAGCGUCUCGAUGCUGCGCGGCGUGGUGCCGGCGAUGCUCGAGGCGGCCGAGUGCCCGCUGGACGUCGAAGCCGACCCGGGGCCCGCCGCCGCGACGCCAAUGUCCGACGAUCCGAUGGUGCGCUUCUGGUUCCCGUCGCUCUUCUCGUUCUACGACAUCAUCAUGAACGGCGACGACCUCGAGGUGCGCCGCGUGGCGCUCGACUCGCUCUUCGAGAUACUCAAGCGGUACGGCUCGACGUUCCGGCCCGACUUCUGGGACACGGUCUGCCGCGAGGUGCUCUUCCCGAUCUUCGCCGUGCUGCGCUCGCGCUCCGACGUCACGCGCUUCAGCACGCAGGAGGACAUGAGCGUGUGGCUCUCGACGACGAUGAUCCAGGCGCUGCGCAACCUCAUCGACCUGUGGACGUUCUACUUCGAGACCCUGGAGCGCCUGCUGCCGGGCCUGCUCGACCUGCUGUGCGCCUGCAUCUGCCAGGAGAACGACACGCUUGCGCGCAUCGGCACCUCGUGCCUGCAGCAGCUGCUCGAGAAGAACGUGCACAAGCUGAGCGGCGAGCGCUGGACGCAGGUCGUCGACACGUUCGUGCAGCUCUUCCGCACGACGACGGCACACCAGCUCUUCGACCCGGCGCUGCGCGCCGAGCAGGUCUUGACGAGUCCGUCGAGCGCUCGCUCCGACCUGCCGACGCCGAAUGGGCUUGUGCCGGCGCCUCUCUCGCCCGGCGUGCCCGGCCUGGCGCCGAUGCCGUCGUCCGCGCUGAUGACGCAGUCGACACGGCGCCGCGCAUUCAAGCAGAUUAUCGUCAAGUGUGUGCUGCAGCUGCUGCUCAUCGAGACGACCAACGAGCUGCUGCAGAAGGGCCCGGUGUACGACCUCAUCCCGCCGGCCGAGCUGCUGCGCCUCACGCACGUGCUCGACGACAGCUACCGCUUCUCGAAGCGCUUCAACGCCGACAAGAACCUGCGCAUGGCGCUGUGGAAGGUCGGCUUCAUGAAGCAGCUGCCAAACCUGCUCAAGCAGGAGAGCAGCGCCGCCGCCACGCUGGUGCAUGUGCUCGUGCGCAUGCACGGCGACGCGCGGCCAUCGCACCGGGCGCUGCGUGCCAGCGUGCGCGACAAGCUCGUGCCGCUGGCCGAGGAUGUGGUCAACUCGUACCUGCCGCUUGACGUAGAGACACAGGCGCGCAACAUCACCGCCUGGACGCCCGUCGUGGCCGAGGUCUUCUCGGGCCUGUGUCUCUUCGAGGACGCGCCCGACGAGCAGGCGGACCCCGAGGGCGGCGUCUUUGCGCGCUACGCCUCGACGUUCUACCCGCUGGCCGUGGACCUGCUGGGGCGCGACUCGCUGGCGCCCGAGCUGCUCGGCAGCCUGCACCGCUACUUCCGCAAGUGCGGCCUCGCCACGCUGCAGUUCCCGCUCUUCACCGAGGCGAGCGAGCAGGCGCGCCGGCAAAAGGUGCUCGAGGCGCGCGAGCGGGAGCGCGUCAAUCCGCGCGACGCCAUCGCCACGCAGCCGCAGCCGUCGUCCAGUUUCGGACAGGUCAUGGACACACCGCUCAACGCUGGCGCCGGCGUUGUGGAGCCGACGCUGGUCCAGGCCACCGCCCCCAGCGCACCUGCCGCUGCCGCGUCUGAGGUGCCGGCGGCGCAAAUAGCCUCCGACCUGGUGGGCCUCUCCGAGCCCGGCGCCGUGUCAGACCGGCCCGUCACCCCUUCGCAUGCUCCCACACCCCCUGCCAUCUCGGACGGCGACGAUGCCAGGCAGCUUGUUGCGCCCGUGGACGGCUCGGCGCCCUAGACCGGGCCUGGGCCGUGUGAGCGCGGAGACAUCGAUAAUCUUUUUCUCUCUUGGCCUGAGCGGGUGGGCCCCAGAGCGUGAUACCUGGCUGUGACCCCUGGACACAGAGGUGCGGUGCUUGGGCUUGCUUGUGCGGUCCGGCUCGGCGUGCCAAGACAGCUCGUGAGCGCAGGAGAGCGGCGCUGCGGCGCGUGGGAACAUGAAGCCGCGGAAGAGUCGCUCUCGCGCGCUUCCUCCUCUUGCAGCGCUGCGCGUAC
Tilletiopsis washingtonensis is the source of this 6826-nucleotide messenger RNA. RefSeq lists its product as hypothetical. Gene Ontology annotation, biological process: regulation of ARF protein signal transduction. The record is from RefSeq and is a predicted model, not a curated record. Gene Ontology annotation, molecular function: guanyl-nucleotide exchange factor activity. The coding region runs from base 270 to 6569 and encodes 2099 amino acids. The transcript has 6 exons. Lineage: Eukaryota; Fungi; Basidiomycota; Exobasidiomycetes; Entylomatales.